AUGAAAUUUUUUGUAAAAUCAUUGCAUAAAACUACAAUAUGCCAGUCACCUUCUCACGUAGCGGACAUACAUAAUCCAUUAGACGGCCUGAUUUUAAUGAAAUCAACACCUGGAGCUAUUUUUAAAUACUGCAAAACACUAGAUGCUGCUACAUUGAAAAAAGUGGCCAUCCUGGUUGGUGCGGAUUGCUCGGGCACUAAACCUACUAUAGUAGCAGCGCUGGAGAAGCAAAUUAAAUUGCUAAACCCACUGCUGCAGACUCAAAAGCAGCAAGGGCAUUUGUCUAUUGCUGCAAUGGAUAUGGGAAUUGUAAACUUUGCGCAUUGUAGAUUACUAUGGCAUAAGGGUGCCCCCCCGAAGCUGAUAGAUUGGCAAAAACAGCCUUUAAACGAACAUAUUAACCCAAAUUGGACCAAAGCUAAGAAAACGUCCAUGGAACCUUAUACGAUGUGGAAGAUAGCUCAAUCUGUGACGACGCAGCUCCGAUCAGAGGAUACGGAUUUGUACCUGAUUGAGCGCCAACGAGGAAGAACCGCAGGGAGGCCUAAUGUUCCCGAACGUAUACUCCAAGUUAAUAUUCUGGAGCACAUUUUGUUCUCGAAUUUGAUGACGAUAUCUAGCAACGAGAAAACACCUUUUUAUAUUAGAUCUUCAUCUCCGAGAAAGAUGGUAGACUACUGGUGUGGGAUUUUACCUGAAGAAGUUCAACGUAAGGUAUUGGAGGUACAUAAUACAAUUGGAAAGCGAGAUGGAUUUAGUAAAAAACUUCGAGUUUGCCUGGUAAGGUCGUUACUCGCCAAACAAUUUGAGAACAAUGAUAGUUCAAGUUUGAAGAUGCAGCUUUCUGACACAAUGUAUAAACUUUUCGAAAAGCACAGUGAAAAUAUAUCGACGUUCGACAUAUCCCAUACUUUGAAUCCGAAAACUUACAAGUAUAAAAAGUUACAGAAAAACGACGACUUGGCGGACGCAUUGCUUCACGGUUUGUCAUGGGUAGAUUGGAUAAAUAACUUCAGCAGAAUUGAGGACUUCACCGAACAGAACCCUGAUUGGAGCAAUAGUACGUCCGCCACAGAGUUCGCAACGCUAAUAAAUUCCCUCCACGAGGAGAGAGUGGAACACGGAAAGAAAAGCCUUACUGUCUUACCUUACUAA
Messenger RNA from Eremothecium sinecaudum, 1155 nucleotides. RefSeq names its product cruciform cutting endonuclease (gene CCE1). The record is from RefSeq and is a predicted model, not a curated record. Gene Ontology annotation, molecular function: flap-structured DNA binding; Y-form DNA binding; DNA endonuclease activity. The transcript has a single exon. The coding region runs from base 1 to 1155 and encodes 384 amino acids. Gene Ontology annotation, cellular component: mitochondrion. NCBI's taxonomy places the organism in Eukaryota, Fungi, Ascomycota, Saccharomycetes, Saccharomycetales, Saccharomycetaceae.